AUGGCCGAACAAGAUUCCCCACCUCAAGGUCCCCCGCAAGGCGGGCCUCCACCAGGCUCAUUCUCCAUUCCCAUACCCUUGGGACCGAACGGCGAAAAGCCCACACCCGAGCAAAUCCAACAAAUUCAAAUGCAACUUGCUGCCGAGGCACAGAAGCAUGGUAUCACAGUCCAAGAAUACGUAGGCCGAUUGCGACAACAGGCAAUGGCACAACAGCAGGCGCAAAUGGAGGCACAGCAACGUGCGCAACAACAGCAACAGCAGCAGCCCAUCCAGCCCGGCCCGCCAAAACCAGAAGCCCUCGCUGUCGCAAAUUGGCUCAAGUCGCAGGAUCUCAAGCCCAGGACCGUCGUACACGAUGAGAAGAGGAAGGACAUGUUCAGAGUAAAGCGAGCAAUUCGCGCCCUCCAAUCUCCCGCCUACCAGAAAGCCCGCGCCAAGAACCCUCUACUUCCUGAAGUUAAUGAUCGCGCCUCAGCCGAGAACUGCUUCAAGCUCCUACCCCUCUCUCUCCUUGCCCUGCGAGUGUCCAAGGUGGAGGAAGAUGCGCACGAGGGUCACAGCCAUGCAAAGCCCAAGCGUGUCAAGGGCCUAUGGACGGUCAAGAUUGAGCAACACCAAGAGGCAAACGACGACAACUAUUAUAUUUGGCUGUAUGAGGGCUCGCAGAUGAAGCAGAAGCUUUACGCUGUCGGUGCGCUGUUGUUGGUGAUUGCGAUAGUACUGUUCCCUCUCUGGCCGCUUUUCUUGCGACAGGGUGUGUGGUACCUUAGUAUGGGCAUGCUCGGUCUCAUCGGUCUAUUCUUCGCCAUGGCUAUCGUUCGACUCAUUCUUUUCAUCAUUACAAUCUUUGCGGCACCGCCAGGUCUCUGGCUGUAUCCGAACCUAUUUGAGGAUGUUGGCUUCUUCGACUCGUUCCGGCCUGUGUGGGCAUGGCAAGAGACUCCCGAAGACAUCAAGGCAAAGAAGGCAGCAAAGAAGGAGAAGAAGGCUGCUAAAUUAGCCGCAAAGGCCGCUAGUGCCAAGAACAAGAAGGGUGCCAAUGAGCACGCACAUCAUGACCACUCAGGGUGCAACCACAACCAUGCACCUGCCCCAGUACCCAUUUCCGUGGCUGUCCCUGAACAAGCUGCUGAACCCGUCGACACUGCCACCGAGCCAACAGGAUCAGAGGCGGCCCAAGCAGGUGACAUGACGUAUCGAGCACCACGAGCCACGGUGGAGGAGGUUGAUGAUGAGUAG
Messenger RNA from Pyrenophora tritici-repentis Pt-1C-BFP, 1242 nucleotides. Its product is annotated as SEC62, Preprotein translocase subunit Sec62. NCBI's taxonomy places the organism in Eukaryota, Fungi, Ascomycota, Dothideomycetes, Pleosporales, Pleosporaceae. Gene Ontology annotation, cellular component: endoplasmic reticulum; endoplasmic reticulum membrane. Gene Ontology annotation, biological process: post-translational protein targeting to membrane, translocation. The record is from RefSeq and is a predicted model, not a curated record.